Messenger RNA from Monopterus albus (swamp eel), 4125 nucleotides. It is a transcript of the gene npepps, whose product is annotated as aminopeptidase puromycin sensitive. Gene Ontology annotation, molecular function: zinc ion binding; peptide binding; metalloaminopeptidase activity. The record is from RefSeq and is a predicted model, not a curated record. Gene Ontology annotation, cellular component: cytoplasm; membrane. NCBI's taxonomy places the organism in Eukaryota, Metazoa, Chordata, Actinopteri, Synbranchiformes, Synbranchidae. The transcript has 23 exons. Gene Ontology annotation, biological process: peptide catabolic process; proteolysis. Bases 78 to 2864 code for a protein of 928 amino acids.
GAGAGAGAGAGAGACAGAGUUGGUGGGGCUGGACGGGUAGGGAGGUAUAGCUGUCAGUGCUUAGAGGGUUUCAGUUGAUGUUCCUGGGCCGCAAGUUUCCGCUGUCAUUCGCCCACAGAGUCAUUACCCGUUGUCCAUCUUUACUGUUGGGGCCCAUUUUGGUUAGAUCUGUACUAAUAAAACUCAGAGUCUUUACACACAGCACCGUCUUCGUUAGCGCAGCCGGCAAACAUACAGCAACCAUGCCCGAAAGGAGGCCCUUUGUACGGUUACCAACUGACGUUUACCCCGUCAACUAUCGGUUAUGUCUGAAGCCUGACCUGAUCGACUUCACUUUUGAGGGCAAGUUGGAGGCGAUGGUGGAGGUUACACAAGCCACAAAUCAGAUUGUGAUGAACUGUGCUGACAUCGACAUCAUCACGGCUUCCUUUGCACCACAGGGAGGAGAAGAAAUUAAUGCCACAGGAUUCAACUAUCAAAAUGAGGAUGAGAAAGUCACUCUGUCCUUUCCUAGUGCUCUACACACAGGCUCCGGCAUGUUGAAGAUUGACUUUGUCGGGGAGCUGAAUGACAAAAUGAAAGGUUUCUAUAGAAGUAAAUAUACAACCCCUGCUGGAGAGCCCCGCUACGCUGCUGUCACACAGUUUGAGGCCACGGACGCCCGCAGAGCCUUCCCCUGUUGGGACGAGCCAGCUAUCAAAGCCACCUUUGACAUCACUCUGAUAGUUCCCAAGGACCGAGUAGCCUUGUCAAAUAUGAAUGUCAUUGAUCGAAAGCCAUAUCCAGAUGAUGAAAACCUUGUGGAAGUGAAGUUUGCCACCACACCCAUCAUGUCCACAUACCUUGUAGCUUUUGUCAUUGGUGAAUAUGACUAUGUGGAGAGCCAGUCAUCAGAUGGUGUAACAGUACGCGUCUACACGCCUGUCGGGAAGGCAGAGCAAGGGAGGUUUGCGCUGGAGGUUGCGACUAAGACCCUACCUUUCUACAAGGACUACUUCAGUGUCCCUUAUCCGUUGCCUAAAAUCGAUCUCAUAGCUAUUGCUGAUUUUGCAGCUGGUGCCAUGGAAAACUGGGGCCUUGUUACAUACAGGGAGACGGCUCUUCUCAUCGACCCAAAGAACUCCUGCUCGUCCUCCAGGCAGUGGGUGGCGCUGGUGGUCGGACACGAACUCGCCCACCAGUGGUUCGGAAACUUGGUCACCAUGGAAUGGUGGACCCAUCUGUGGCUUAAUGAGGGAUUUGCAUCCUGGAUCGAGUACCUGUGUGUGGACCACUGCUUCCCAGAGUACGACAUCUGGACCCAGUUUGUCUCAGCUGACUACACCCGUGCUCUGGACCUGGACGCGCUGGACAGCAGCCACCCCAUAGAGGUGAACGUGGGCCAUCCAUCAGAGGUAGAUGAAAUCUUUGACGCCAUCUCCUACAGCAAAGGAGCGUCUGUGAUCCGUAUGUUGCACAACUACAUAGGAGACGAGGACUUCAGGAAAGGAAUGAACGCCUACCUUCUGAAGUUCCAACAUAAAAAUGCUUCAACAGAGGACCUGUGGGACUGUCUAGAACAGGCCAGCGGGAAACCCAUCGCUGCAGUGAUGGGCUCCUGGACCAAGCAGAUGGGCUUCCCAAUUAUUGUAGUUGACCAGGAACAGCAAGGUGACGACCGCAUCCUUAAGGUAUCUCAGAAGAAGUUCUGUGCCAGUGGGCCACAUAAUGGUGAGGAUUGCCCCAGCUGGAUGGUCCCCGUUAGUAUUUGCACCAGCGAGGACCCCAGAUGCAACAAGCUCAAGGUUCUGCUGGACAGACCCGAGACGACCAUAACCCUGAGCAGCGUUGGUCCAGACCAGUGGGUCAAGAUCAACCCCGGCACUGUGGGCUUCUAUCGUAUCCAGUACAGCUCGUCCAUGCUGGACAGUCUGCUGCCGGGCAUCAGAGACCUCAGCCUGCAGCCCGUGGACCGGCUCGGCCUGCAGAACGACCUCUUCUCCCUGUCUCGUGCAGGGAUGAUCAGCACAGUGGAGGUGCUGAAGGUGAUGGAGGCCUUCGUCAACGAGCCGAACUACACGGUGUGGAGCGACCUCAGCUGCAACCUGGGAGUGCUGUCCUCGCUGCUGUCCCACACCGACUUCCAUGAGGAGAUCCAGGAGUUCAUCCGGGACCUCUUCACCCCCAUCGGCCUCCAGCUGGGCUGGGACAGCAAACCAGGGGAAGGUCACCUGGACGCCCUGCUGAGAGGUCUGGUUCUGGGGAAGCUGGGGAAGGCAGGACACAAACCUACACUGGAGGAGGCCCGGCGGAGGUUCAAGGACCACGUGGAGGGCAAGCAGGUCCUGCCUGCAGACCUCAGGAGCCCAGUGUAUUUAACAGUGCUGAAGCACGGAGACAGUGGCACAUUGGACACGAUGCUGAAGCUCCACAAACAAGCAGACAUGCAGGAGGAGAAGAAUCGGAUCGAGCGAGUCCUGGGCGCCAUCUCAGCCCCCGACCUCAUCCAGAAAGUUCUCAGCUUCGCCCUCUCGGAAGAGGUUCGACCCCAGGACACAGUGUCAGUAAUCGGGGGUGUGGCAGGAAGUAGUAAACAAGGCCGGAAAGCUGCCUGGAAGUUUGUCAGGGACAACUGGGAGGAGCUGUACAACCGCUACCAGGGCGGCUUCCUCAUAUCACGGCUCAUCAAGCUCACAGUCGAUGGAUUCGCUAUUGACAAAAUGGCUGCUGAAGUGAAGAGUUUCUUCGAGAGUCACCCGGCGCCGGCGGCUGAGCGCACGGUGCAGCAGUGCUGUGAGAACAUCCUCCUUAACGCCACCUGGCUGAAGCGUGACGCGGACAACAUCCACCACUAUCUACUGCAGCGUAAAGCUCCCCCAGUCUGAGCCUCCGCUGCCUCCUCCAGCUCCCUCCCCCCUCCCUCCAGUGCGGACCUCCCAGCAUCAUAGCGGCCUCGGCCCCCUCUCUACAGACCGGAGCAGGAGACCACAGCGUACUUACAGCAGGCUUCAUUUCUCUACAGAAACUGUGUGAAACAAGAAGACAAAGCCAAGAAUUUAACAGUGUUGGACACACAGAGACGUUAACAAAGCAGAACCCAUUGUUGUAGUCAGACCAGGGAUGUAGUUUUAGCCCCAAUCUGUCCACGAGCAGACAGCUAGCAACGUUAUGCAGUCGGUGCUCGGCAGAGACGCACAAACACACUUCACAUCACCUGCCCUGUAUGCACCUCUGUGUCAUGGGUCAGAAAACUGUGAAUCCCACACACACACGCCCCACACCCCACUUCAGAGGGGUCAUUGUUUUUCUGCUGCCACUUAAUGUUGAAUGCAUGAAGUGUGAUUUUCUGCAUUUGCUCCUUUGUCUGUUUUCUGCAAAAACAAAUGAUUUCUUCUUUGUUUCCCUCCCCCUCUCAGUUUGCAUACAUAUACCACCCCUCCUCCUCUUUCAGGCAUUGUGACUGGGGGAAAGCUGAAGGCACCUGAGCAGACUGGGGCUAAUAACAAUAGCGUGUGUUGUAGUUUCCAGUGGCACUGAUUUUCCAUUGCUAAUAAACGGUUAGGACGAGGCAAGCAGCGCUAGCAUGGUACUACAUUGUAAACUGUAUAAUGCAAGCAUUUUUUUUCUUUUUGCAGACGAUGUUCCUUUAAAAGAAUUAAAUAGAAACGUUUAUGGUUACCUGUUCCCACUUCCCCCCAGACCCCUCAAGCUCUGUUCACUCAGACUCUUUGAAAUAAUCUAAGUAUAUUUAAACCGGUUUCUUUAUCUGCCGCCUUCAAUGAAAUGGAGAUAUUGGCGUGUUUUUAUAAGACAUCAGAUGCUGUGAUUUAUUUAAAUGUUGAGAUAUAUUCUAAGGAAAGGGAAAAGAAGUCACAACUACUUUUCGGGGCCUUUUCACUCUGUAGUAACAUCAGGAAACGCCUCUGUGUAGGGUGAGAGUCCAGUGAAGCCCGUCUCAACUUCGUGGACUUGGACUCUGUUGUCGAACUUGGAGGCCUUAAAUUGGUCGACUGGUUUGCGGUAAAUAUUAAAAACUGAAAUGCUGAUAUUAGGUGACUUCCACAUAAUGUCAAAUGUAUCUUAUGUGACAGGUUAUGCAAACUUGUUGAACAAGUAUAUCUACAUUUACAAUUUGAUGUGGUUUUU